Molecule: messenger RNA, 2907 nt
Organism: Scaptodrosophila lebanonensis
Lineage: Eukaryota; Metazoa; Arthropoda; Insecta; Diptera; Drosophilidae
Product: mucin-2
Exons: 2
Coding region: 1-2907 (968 amino acids)
Cellular component (GO): extracellular region
Molecular function (GO): chitin binding
Source: RefSeq, a predicted model, not a curated record
AUGCAAGGGCGCUCGUUUCCUUUGUCUUUGCUGCUUGUGAGUGCGAUCUUGGCACUUCAAUUGCAGGCCGUACCCAUUGAGGAGAAUGAACUUGUUGGCAGGGGUACAUGUGAAAAUGAGGAAAGAUAUGAAAACCAAGUAAUGUGUCGUGGUCAGCCGAGUGGUGAGCUUAUGCCGUAUCCGGGGAAUUGCAAUUUGUAUUUGACAUGCGACUGUGUCUAUCCGACUGUGAAAAGGUGUCCGGCUGACCUCUGGUUUAAUAACGAAAUGAAGACCUGUGACUAUCCACAGAAUACAAAAUGCAUUGACUACGAUCUGACAACUUCUCUCCCAACGGCCAGCACUGGAACCCCAUUAACUGUUGUUCCAUCGACUAGGCCAACAACUCAAAUUACGCCCACACCAACCAAAGGGACCACAUCUUCUUCAGAUUCCGAAAUUACGCAGACGACGGAUUACGAUCCACCACCACCGCCACCGGGAAUUGAGGACUCGUUUUGUGCAAACCUCCCUGAUGGGUCGGUUCAUCGCUAUCCGUACAAUUGCAACGCCUACAUAAACUGCACCCACGGCUGGCCCGUACUCAAUUACUGUGAGCCAGAUAAGGUUUUUAAUCAAUUGCUACUGAUAUGCGAUACACCUGAUACGGCUCAGUGCGAAGAGCUACCGCUUCCAUCGCCCACAACUCCAAUGACGACACUGACGACAACUGAGGCGGAAGAGUGUGGGGCUGCACCAGAGGGUGUGGAGGAGCAGUAUUGCGAGCCCCUGGGAAAUGGUUUCUAUGAGUAUCCCUACGAUUGCAGUGCCUACAUUACGUGUCACAACGGCUGCACGGGCAUCCAGUACUGUAUUCCAGAAAAGCUUUUCAAUCCCCUACUACACAUAUGCGAUACUCCCAACUCUGUUGUCUGCAAUCCCCUCUCCUAUCCCACAAGCACACCUUCCAGCGUUUCUUCCACGCACUCCGAACCUACAAGUGCUGGAACUGGUAGUUCCACGACAUCAACACAAAGCACAACUGUGGGCUUACCUUCGGAUGUUGAUCCGAACAUUUGCUUAGAUAAGCCGGACAACACGAUAUUACCCUAUGCAGGCAACUGUGCCGAGUUCAUUCUGUGCAUGAACCAAGACGUGGUCAUGCAAAAAUGUUCGACUCCUCUGGUAUUCAAUCCGGAUCUGCUUAUCUGCGAUAAUGCUGAUGAUGUAUUGUGUUAUGGAGACCGCACCACCGAGAAACCCACAUCGCCAGUAACCACAGAGAUCAGUACAACGGCCAGCACUCCCACAACUCAACGCACAACGCCCAAUCCCAAUGAACAGUGCGUGAAUAGUGUGCUGGGAGACACCUAUCCCUAUGAGGCCGAUUGCCAAAAGUACGUUCUGUGUACGGGUAAUGGCACGUACUUCCUUGCUAAUUGCAUUGCCAAUACUUGGUACGAUCCAAAGACGGGAGAUUGCGGGCGAGAUGUUUCUCCAACGGCCUGCAAAGAUCUGGCAACUGAUACGACCACAACCCUCCCCACAACGAGUGAACCAACUACCAGCCCUACAACAGUGAGUGUUCCAACCACAGCUCCCCCAACUUCUAAUGGGAUUUGUGGAGAUAAGAUCAAUGGUGAGAUGAUCAAUUAUCCCAAGGACUGCAGCAAAUAUAUUGUUUGUGUUCAGCCAAUUCCCGUUGCCUUCUACUGCACCGACGGCUUCUACUUCAGUCUCGAGCUGCAGGAGUGUACCACCUGGGAUGCGAGUGACUGUGAAAACAGUGGCGAGACCACAGCAACAACUCCGAGUCCAGCAACGACCAGGCCGCCACCACAAUUUCCAAUGUGCACGGAAAGUGAUCGAGACACAUUUCCCUAUCCCGACAACUGCAAAUGGUUCAUUCGUUGCGUCAACGAUGUUCCCAUGAUGCAUGUCUGCAAUUGUGGCGAAUACUACGAUCCUUGGACAGGGGUUUGCGGUGCGGAUGUGCCGCCUGAUGCCUGCCGCGAAGAUUACACCUCCACUACGGAAUCCACUACACCAGCCACCCGACCUCCUCCGCAAAAGGGACCCUGCGAUGAUGUCGAGGAUGGUGCUCUGGUACCUUAUCCCAAUGACUGUACCAAGUACAUAAAAUGCGAUAGACCUAUAGCUGUCGCCUAUGAAUGCGACGAUGGAGACGAGUUUAGCGAGCAGUUGGGCAAAUGUGUGGAAGCCUCCUUAGCCAACUGCAAGUUCACAUCGACUGAAGGCUCUACAGCUGCAUCGACUGCCACCUAUCCAACACCACCCACAGCGGGUUCGACAACCCCGAAACCGACAGAAACUUCGCCAAUAGAGCCGCCGACACGCAGUACUACAGAAGGGUCAACUUCAUCAGAGGUGACAACAGAGAGUACGACCACGGAGACACCUUCCGGUGGUCUUUGUGCUGGUAAAUUGGAUGGAACCCUGGUCCCAUACCCAUACAAUUGCAGCAAAUACAUUGUCUGCGCUGAUCCCAUACCCAUCGGCUAUGACUGCUAUAAUAACUUAGAGUUUAGUCCGACCGAGCUAAUGUGUAUGGAGCCAGAACAGGCUAACUGUCAAGCCAUAACAAUCCCAACCCCUAGUACGAAAACUACAACAUCAAUUCCACCCGAAUCUACUCCAGAAUCUAGGCCCAGUAGUACCGAAUCGACGGCUACAACUCCCAGUACACCGGCGUCUACAGCUGCAACCAUACCCCCCGAUACCCCAAAUAUAUGCUGUGGACAUACCUUAGGCACUCGACUGCCAUAUCCUAAUAAUUGCAGUCGAUAUAUAGUAUGCGAUUAUCCAAUACCUUAUCCGGUCGAUUGUGCCGAGGGCACGAUAUUUGAUCAGCAGGCCUUGGAGUGCACUGCAGCUUCCAAUGAAAGUUGUCUUUUUGAAGUCAAUUAA